AUGAGAGAAGUAGCUAUUUGUGAACCUAAGCUUUCAGAACUAUCUGCGAUUGAUAGCCGGAUCAAUUUACUCAAGAAGAGCCUAGGGUUUCUUCUACCGAACCGGAACUCCCAAUGGCUCAAGGAAGCUAUGAAGAUUAUAUCCGACCGCAUUAAACCACGUCAGCACUCAUUUUGCGCCCUGGCUGUUUCCAUUGAAGGAUUAGAGGGAUAUACUAUCGCAGCGGAUUGCCUUUUUUUUACGGUGUCCCAAAGUAGCGUUAUUGUCCUGAGCAUGGAUAAAUACCGAUUUAACCUCAUAGAUAUCCCCCUGGCCUCUAUAAAGGGCACAGAAGCAAAGGGCAAUAAACUGAGAAUCAUCCUUGGGCAAAGGUGUUACUUAGUGGUGAAUGGAGUCGAACAAUAUUCGAAUAACAUCCUCAUUGGGAUGGAAACUCCUCGUCAUGUGGAAGCAGCAAUAAAGGCUGUCAGAAAUAUAAUAGAGUUAACCACCAGAGACAACGAGACACCCUUAUAUAAACGGGCGAAGGAAGGGGCAAUGGCGAUUAUUGCUUUCCAUGAUUGUGUUAAUGACUUUGAACCAGAAGCUCCUAUCGGCCUCCAUAUAUCUAUCCAUGCGGACAGCGACCAUGAUGCUGGAUGCAUGCUGUGGCAAGAAUCCCAUCGACAACCCUCUUCUUCUGCCAUAAUUGAACUUCCAACCGGCGAGGAGGUUCUAUCCGCGUCACAAUUAUCCUUGCAAUCCAGCCGUCCUCUACAAUCUCAGCCGCUCCAUCAGCAACCACGAGAACAGUGCGUUUCUAAUCAGACUGGAGGCACACCCGCAACUGGAGGACCUGCGCCUGUUAAGGAAAGACGAACAACCAAACUUUCGGAAAAGAAAGAAGGCGCAGAUACUACACUGAACCCAGUAAAUCGGAGAAAACGAGAAAGAGGUGAUGCUUCUCAAGUUUCCAAAAAUGUGCGUCAAUUCAUGUCUCGCAACCAACUGUCAGCGCAGAAACCGAUUAUCUCCUCGAACGCUCGCAAAUCGGGUCAAGAGAAAUCAAAGGAUCAAGGAAAACCAACCUCAAAGUCAGAUGAGGUUAACUCUAAUACUUUAUCUUUGCAAAACGGUAAUCGAACCGCAAAUGUAGUGCAGACACAAAUACCUCCAAUGACAACAACAAGGUAUGAACAGCAAAAACCAACCCGGUCCGUUAAGUUUGAUUUGGGAGCAGGCCAUACUCCUACAUCUAGUACUGGGCCAUCAGACAAUGCGAAUUCAAUCGAUGGUAAAGCCGUAUUGGAUUUAGCAAUGAGGAAGGAGAGUAGUUCGGCACUGCGAAGCUUAACGAAUGAUGAUGCUCCUAUGGCCUUAGAAAAUACCGGGGAUGAAGACGAGGAUCUAACCUCCAGUUCCUUGGAUGAGUUACUGAAGUACACUUCAGUACGCACAAAACAGAUUGGAUGGCAGUCUCGAACGGUUGACGAAAAUGGAAGCCCAAUACCACGGCUGCAACAUGCGAGAAAAAAUUAUAGCCAGCGUGUCCUUGGGAUGCUAGAUGGAACAGAUAAACCAAAAGUCGCCCCUCACAUAGAUAUGCCACCUGCAAUCUCAGAGCCUUCGCAACAUCAAGGAAUGACUACCUUGAAUCCACCAGCAUAUAAUCACUUGAAGAGGGGUGCCAACAGAGACAUAACUGACAGGCAUUCGUUUCAAUCAUCAAAUAUGUUUGCAUCGGAGGAGAGGCACAGCCGGCGGUGUCGUUCUAUGAGAGCAAAUGAUUUAUUCUAUGAUCAGAAGAUACACCGUGGAAAAUUUGAGGGUCAGAAUAAGUCUGCUACCUCAUCGUAUAAGAAGUCAUUUGAUUUGAUGCAGCGGCUGAAAGCUCAUCAACACAAUCCAAUACCACGAACCAUGGGCAAGACACACCAUAUAGAUGUCAGAGACUCGAAGCCAUUCAAGGCCAUACAGAAUGACGAAGAUGCCGUAAACAUAGAGGCAGAGACUGAUGACGAAUGUUCGCCCCCGCGAUAUCUACCAGAGUGUUCAGAAUAUGUAGAAUGUCAAGGCCAUGAGUGGGAGAAACACUUACGGGACAACUACAGAGAGGGAGGAGAUAUUCUGAGUGAUACGAGUAAAGUAAGUACCAAAGUAACUCCUACAUAUUCUCCCCUUAUCCCCCGUAUGUUGAUAUUCCUUCCCAAUGCUAACCAACACUUUCAAAUAGCAACUCUCCCGAUGAUCGAUCAGCUUGAGGAAAUCCAUUCAGAAAAGCUUGACCAAAGUGAACACGCUCUCAGGCCAAUCAAGAAAAGGUUUCUAGGAAUGUUUGAGAAUUUCUCUAAAAGAUUAGCGAAUGAUCUUGAAUCUAUACACAAGGCAUCCUCAACUCUACCUACCGCUGCUAACAGAGGUCAGCGGCUUAAUGGCGAAAUUAAUUCGGCGAUUGAUGAAUACAAGUCAAGACUAAUUAAGUCAACAAAUACUUAG
Trichophyton verrucosum HKI 0517 is the source of this 2475-nucleotide messenger RNA. RefSeq lists its product as uncharacterized. Bases 1 to 2475 code for a protein of 824 amino acids. NCBI's taxonomy places the organism in Eukaryota, Fungi, Ascomycota, Eurotiomycetes, Onygenales, Arthrodermataceae. The transcript is spliced from 4 exons. The record is from RefSeq and is a predicted model, not a curated record.